Molecule: messenger RNA, 1581 nt
Organism: Ylistrum balloti
Lineage: Eukaryota; Metazoa; Mollusca; Bivalvia; Pectinida; Pectinidae
Exons: 13
Coding region: 1-1581 (526 amino acids)
Biological process (GO): transmembrane transport
Molecular function (GO): transmembrane transporter activity
Source: RefSeq, a predicted model, not a curated record
AUGGCUCGUCCAGCCACCAUCAGUACAUACAGGGGUGUGGUUGUCGGGGCAUGCGAAAUGGCUCCAACGGUGAACAAGACUGACCCAAGCAAUGUCAAUCCAUUCAAAACAUGCUGGCGAUAUCUGGUGCUAUGCUGCAACAGCUUCAUGGUUUUUGGAGCCUUUUACUCUAUGCAAAUCCCAAUUGCCUUACAAAACGAGAUAAUGAAUACCAAGGACCUUGGCAUUGAAACAAACAACACGAAUGAACAUACCUACUGUACAGUAUGCCUAGGAUUAGGAGAGGUUCGCUAUAACCUGUUAUUCUCUGUCUCAAGAUGGACUUCAGCUGCUUUGUCUCUACCCUUCGGAUUCUUGACCGAUAGGCUUGGGAAUGGCCGUUCUGCGGUUUUAUUAAGUGUCCUUUCACUCCUAGGAUCAGUCCUGUUCAGCGUGGGAUCCAUGUUACAAGCCUCGGUUACAACUCCAAUGUAUAUAUUGAUGGUAAUAGGGAACGCCCUGAUAGCCUUAGUGGACGGACCUUUGCGUUUUGUGCAGACCAGAGUAGUCGCCCAUACUUUCCCAGACGACAUAUUUACCGCCCUGGCGUUCAGUGCAAUCGGUUUUCCCGGACAGGCCAUCAGCUUGUACGCCACGCCUAAUAUGUCAAGGAUUGCGGGUGUAAUUCCUGCUAUAUGGCUAGGCGCAUUACUUUGCGGAUGUGGAGUUGUAUUUGCAGUUAUCUUAGCAUUUCUUCUUCAACAACAAGCACCCGACAUUAUAAUGGACACCACAAGCAACAUUAGAAUGUCACUGAGCGAUUUCCGGGAACUGUCUGCGGUUUUUUGGCUGUAUGUACUUGGUGGCGGAUUAGUAUCUGCAUGUUGGAUUACUAAGCAGUCAAAUUUACCAGAUUAUUUGGAGGUACUGCACGGAUAUUCGAUGACGGAGGCGAGUUACAUAACUGGCAUAUCUACUGUCAUGUUUCUAUUGAGUCCCUGUUUGUGUUUCAUGCAGAAACUUAUCGAUUGCAACGGGAUCUUGAUCACGUUUUUUAUGGCCUGGAUGAUACCAUUCUAUGCGUUCCUUGGAUUUUGUCCGUCAGUCAACAUUUACAUAAUAGCCUUUGCAGAUGGAAUAGGCCUUUGUGCAAUAACAGUUCUGCUCCCGCAAAUACUUGUUGCUAUGUGUCCCGCAUCGUUUGUUGGAACGCUUACUGGGUUGAUGUACCUAUUGAGGAACACUAUCAUAGCCGUGACAUUUGUUGCCACAGGGUACAUAAUACAAGAUCACUCUGCGACAGACACAAAAGAAGCACUACGUAAUUAUAAACACUUUUUCCUGAUGUUGAUAAUAAUGUCAUCAACGGGAUUAAUUUUUGGAAUAAUGAUGAAUGUGCUGGAUAUCCGAAAGACCAGCGUCCUAAAUUCUAGAAUAGGCAAAUGGAAGCAAAGCAAUAUCGAAGCUAUAGGACUUUUGUCAAUGGUUCAACCGUCCAGCAACUAUUUCAGAAUGAAGUCUACAAAUGUCGACACAAUGACCAAUGACCCGCCUGCUGCAACCAGCGUAUGUAAUGAUGAUUUAUUGGGGAAGACGAAUUGA